This is a messenger RNA of Nymphaea colorata (pocket water lily), 1749 nucleotides long. RefSeq lists its product as uncharacterized. The transcript has 8 exons. The coding region runs from base 86 to 1069 and encodes 327 amino acids. The record is from RefSeq and is a predicted model, not a curated record. NCBI's taxonomy places the organism in Eukaryota, Viridiplantae, Streptophyta, Magnoliopsida, Nymphaeales, Nymphaeaceae. Gene Ontology annotation, molecular function: Hsp90 protein binding.
CGACGCGAGAAAACACUUCCUCCCCUUUACCCUUGCUUUCGACGGAGUCGGAAGCGGAAGGCACUCGAAGGGAAAGGGUGCCAAAAUGGAGGGUGGGGCUGCAGGUGACGCGCAGGGAGGUGAAUCUCCUGCAGUACAGGCAAGAGUAUCGCUCAAGGACGAAGGAAAUCGGUUCUUCAAGGCUGGUAACUACCUCAAGGCCGCUGCCCUCUACACGCAGGCCAUCAAGGCCGACCCCUCGAAUGCUACACUCUACAGUAACCGUGCUGCAGCAUUUUUGAACCUUGUUAAGCUUAAUAAGGCACUUGCAGAUGCAGAAAUGACAAUUAAAUUAAAUCCCCAGUGGGAAAAGGGGUAUUUCAGAAAAGGAUGUGUUUUAGAGGCAAUGGAACAUUAUGACGAUGCUGUGGCAUCCUUUCGGAUUGCAUUGCAACACAAUCCACAAAACACUGAGGUGUCAACAAAAGUUAAACGUCUAACACAGUUAGCAAGAGACAGAAAACGAGCUCAAGAAAGGCAAGAUAUGAGGUCAAACGUUGAUGUCCGAAAGUCUCUGGAUCCUAUCAAGGCUGAACUGGGUGAAAAGUUCCCUACCCCAGAGCCUUGUGAAGAAGUUUUCUCUUUUAUUGUUGACAUUAUGGAGUCAGCAAUAAAGGCAUGGCAUAACACUGCAAAAGUGGACGCAAGGGUCAACUUUUUGUUUGAUAAGGAGAAAUCACUGCCCGAGAAGUAUGCACCAGUUGUGAAUGUUGACAAGGCUUUUGAAUCACCAGACACUGUAACACAAUGUGCUGCCUUUCUAAGACAAUAUGCUGUGGAAACAAGUUCCAAAGCUGCUUGUUUGGUGGUGGCUAAGUCAAUCAUUUCUUUUCCUCAGGUCUGGAAAGGGCAAGGGUCAAGAAAAUGGAAACAUGGGCAGAAUGAUGGUUUUUUCGUUCAGUUUGAAUCAUCUGCACUACGAAAACUGUGGUUUAUUUCCAGUACAACAGAGAAAGGGCUCACAUUGUGUAGCAACCCAGAAGCUUUGGACUUGGAUGCCCAUGCUGUUCUUCCACCCCUUUUCAGAUAGCUUGUGCUAGUGAAGCACUGUGGCAGUUAGGCGUUGUUUCAUUCUGCAUCUGCUGUUGAUUUGAGUUGGGUUUUCUGCUUCUAUUGAAAAACGGAGCAAACUCUGCCAGAGACAAGCUGUUCAUGGAGCUUCAUUUGUGUUGAUGUACAAGCAUCUUAAGGUUCGGCUUCUCAGGAAUUUUGCCUCCCUAUUGAUAAAGUGGUGAUGGUCCCCUAGAAGUAUCACAUGCUUGGAAGUUUGAGAGUUUGACAAACAGAUUUCUCUUUUUUCUGGUAGUAUUUGUCAGCCUGUUAUUUGAUCAGUAUUCUGCCUGUCAAAGGGGUGGUGUAAGAACAGUGCAUUUCUGCACACUAGUGACCUUUUUUCCCUUUCCUUGGUAGGAGAUCUUUUUAUAGUUUAGUCCACUCGUACCAGUUUUGAGGUGAGCGAGUGUGUGGUUAUCACAUAGGUUUUCAUGUUAGAGAAGCCUUGUGAUACGUUAUCUAAGUAAUGGAUGUCUAUGUUUACUGGAGAUCCAUAGAUCGAAUCUCCAUCAGUUCAGUUCUGUGGGCGGCAUUUGCCUUGUGGAAAAGUAGCGGGUAUGUGUUUUAGAAGUUUGUUACCCCUUUAAGCAUUGCCGAAAAUUGUUGACUUUAACCAAAGUGCGGCUUGUGUGGUUAGUAACUGGCCGUUUAUGGUUC